Messenger RNA from Trichophyton benhamiae CBS 112371, 510 nucleotides. RefSeq lists its product as uncharacterized. The transcript is spliced from 2 exons. The coding region runs from base 1 to 510 and encodes 169 amino acids. Lineage: Eukaryota; Fungi; Ascomycota; Eurotiomycetes; Onygenales; Arthrodermataceae. The record is from RefSeq and is a predicted model, not a curated record.
AUGGGAAGAAAAAUUGAAGAUGAAGCUGCAGAGAGCCAUAUUAAGCAGAGUUGCACAGCACCAGACAUCUCUCCUCCUGUUGCUGUUGCUAUUGCUGCUGCUACUGCUCUUGCUUCUUCCCUGGCUCUCCCUAUCUGUCCCGGGACGCGGACACAUGCCGUUUGGACGGGGGUGGUGGUAAUAACUAAUGAUCAAGAAACAAACAGGAGGGAGAAAAGCACGGGAGAAACAGACGAAGAAGGACAAGACGGUUCUAGUGUUCGCGUAGAACUCGAUCUCGCAGCCUGUCAGAUUGCUGCAGUCCUUCGCGGAUGGCUUUUUCUGUGCAUUCCUUUUUUUUUUGCCUUGCUCGAUGGCUCAUGGGCUGGCUGGCCUGCAGGACAAAGCCGAUCGCCAGCCACUAUUCGAUGGAAAAGGGCUCUUCUGGCCGGUGAUUGGCGAAGGAAGCGGAAUCAGAAACAGACGCACGCCCUCGUUGCAGGCAGAUACUCCAAUAGAGUCGCCGGCUGA